AUGGAUGAUAUGAGUCGCAUACUAUUCCUGCUAAAUGCAUCAUCAAGUCGGGAUUUGACUGAUGCAGAGCAGGAAUUUUUUGACGAAAAUUAUGGUCGAGUUAUGGAUGAAGAAGUUGAUGAAGGAGAAAGAGUUCAUGAAAAUAACUCUGAAGACGACGACAGUGAUGAUGGUGCAGAUUUCUCGGAUGCUGAUGAUCCGAACUACGAGCCAAACGAAGCUUUGCUUGACUUACGCGUCCAGCAGGUUGGGUUUGAUAUGGAGGAAGAAGCUGAAGUGGAACUGCAACGACAGCAAGGAACUCGCCGUGAGGAGGAGGUUGAAAGUGAGCCUGCUAACCCCAAUCGAGGAAUGCGGUAUACGGCCCGAAAUAUGAAAUUCAAUGACAUUUGGUGGUCAAUGCCAGAUGAAAUAGAAAAAAGAAGAGCAAAUCGAGAUCGCAAUGAACGCUUGAUUCAUGGGGGUGGUACAUGUUCGAAGACAUUUUCUUCUAAAGCUGAUUGUUUCAAGUCAUUGGUGACUCCAGCCAUUGUGGAAAACAUAGUCUUGGAAACAAAUAGAAAAGCAAAAAGAGUGUAUGAAGAAAAUCGAUUAUCAAACGAACCUAAGGUAAUGCGUCGGUGGUAUGAUACAACUGAAGAUGAGAUCUUUGCCUACAUUGCCAUACUGCUGUACGCUGGAGCUGAAAAAGCUUAUGGUGUAGAGGCAAAGGAUCUUUUCCAUGAGAGUAAUAUGGCCUUUUACCGUGCAGUUAUGUCCUUAGAGAGGUUUGAGCAAAUAAGCAGAUUCAUUAGAUUCGAUGACGGAAGAUCCCGAACUUUUCGACUCCAAAGUGAUAAGCUAGCUGCGUUUAGGCAUGUGUGGAAUUUGUUUCAAAGUAACCUCAUUAGUUGUUAUCAACCUUCGAAAGAGCUUACCAUCGAUGAACAACUCGUUGGCACAAGGGGAAGAUGCCCAUUCAAAAUGUACAUGCCCAAUAAGCCUGGGAAAUAUGGAGUAAAAAUAUUUUGGAUUGUGGAUGCUAAAACCAACUACCCUCUCCAAGGAGAAAUAUAUGUUGGCCAACAACCCGGUGAAAAUCGAUCUGAGGGAAUAUCUCAUCAACUCGUGAUGCGACUAGCGGAAAAGUAUCUGGACAAGGGUUAUAACAUAACGACGGAUAAUUAUUUCACCUCUGUACCAUUAGCCUUGAACUUGAUGACAAGAAAAACAACAACAGUCGGCACAAUAAAAAGCAAUAAGCCGCAACUACCUAAGUUAUGCAAGCAACACAAAAAAAAUGUACUUAUGCUUUCUACAACUCAUCAUGAGGACAAAAUAGAUGAAGCAACACAAAAACCAGAAGUCAUCAUAGAUUACAACUCAACAAAGGGCGGGGUUGAUACUUUGGACCGAAUGGUGACCGUAUACACCUGUAAGCGAAAAACUAACCGUUGGCCGGUAACGGUAUUCUAUAAUCUGUUGGACUGUGCUGGUGUUGCUGCUUACAGGUUGUUUGACAUUUGUCAACCCACAUGGUAUGUAAGCAAGAAAAGAUCCGAUAAGAGAAAAAGGUUUUUGAAAGAACUAGCCUUAGAGCUUGCGGCCAAGCAUUUACAAAAUCGAAUCGCCAAAACAACGCUUCAAACAAAAGUGAAGACAGCCAUGAAACUCAUAGGUUACGAGAUUCAAACAGUAACUAUGUUACCCACAUCCAGACCAAAUACUCUAAAACAACGCUGCGAAGUUUGUAAAGUUAUAAAAAAAGAUAACAAGACUACAGCAGUUUGCGAUUUAUGCUAUACAGCUACAUGCACAAAGCACUAUGUAAGAGUGUGCGAAAAAUAUUAUGUGGCUAAAGAUGGCCAUGGUGACGAAGAUGAAGAUGGUGGCACUUUUCUACCUUCGACCUCUGCGGGACAAUCAGAAAAACGGCGAAGAACACACAGUCCAACUUAA
Messenger RNA from Eupeodes corollae, 1938 nucleotides. RefSeq lists its product as uncharacterized. The record is from RefSeq and is a predicted model, not a curated record. Bases 1 to 1938 code for a protein of 645 amino acids. The transcript is spliced from 2 exons. NCBI's taxonomy places the organism in Eukaryota, Metazoa, Arthropoda, Insecta, Diptera, Syrphidae.